Messenger RNA from Leptonychotes weddellii (Weddell seal), 1106 nucleotides. The record is from RefSeq and is a predicted model, not a curated record. NCBI's taxonomy places the organism in Eukaryota, Metazoa, Chordata, Mammalia, Carnivora, Phocidae.
AUGGUUGAUACCAAGAGUGAGACCCAACAGGAAUGUCGUUCCGGUGCCCAGAUCGGUGGGGAGUCACCUGGCAGAGGCCAGAAGGGGGACUUGAACUCAGGCCUGGACCUGCACCUGGGCCCUGCUCCGCGACUCAGAGUUCAGCUCUGGAGCCUCGGGUCCUCCUCUUCAUGCUUACUGUUCAUAAAUGCUCCUCUUGUAGCCAAACCCUCUCCCCCCGUGGUGUCGGGUCCCACGGCCAGGGCCUCGCCUGAGCAGACAGUGAACUUCACCUGCAACUCCCAUGGCUUCUCCCCCAGAAGCAUCACCCUGAGAUGGUUCAAAAACGGGAAUGAGCUGGCAGCCUCCCAGACCACCGUGGACCCAGAGGGAAACAGCACUUCCUACAGCAUCUCCAGCACAACCAGGCUGGUGCUGGCCCCGGGGGACGUUCGCUCCCAGGUCAUCUGUGAGGUGACCCACGUGACCCUGCAGGGGGGCCCUCCGCUUCGUGGGACUGCCAACUUGUCUGAGGUCCUCCGAGUUCCGCCCACCUUGGAGGUUUCCCAGGAACCCGUGGCAGGGGACCAGGUGAAGGUCACUUGCCAAGUGAAGAAGUUCUACCCCCAGCGCCUACAGCUGACCUGGCUGGAGAAUGGAAACGUGUCCCGAACAGAAACGGCCUCGACGGCCUCGACGGCCUGGAACCUCAUAGAGAACAAGGAUGGGACGUUUAACUGGACGAGCUGGCUCCUGGUGAACUCAUCCGCCCACAGGGAAGAUGUGGUGUUCACCUGCCAGGUGCAGCAUGACGGGCAGCCCGCGGUCACCAAAAACCAUACCGUUGUGGCCUCUGCCCACCAGAAGGACCAGGACCCAAGGCUAUCUACUCCACUCCUGGUCACUGUCACCCUGGGCCCAAAGCUGCUGCUGCUCAUCACUGUCUCUGCCAUCUAUGCCCACAGGAAGAGAAGGCUUGCAUGUGUCCCAGGAGGAAAAUAGCGUGGAGGACAUAGGAAACACAUGGGGAACAUUUCUGGAAUGAUGAGCAGAUAAUUAACUGUGGUGAACAUGGGUCCUACAGCACUUACCUUCCUCCCCUGCUACAUGCCACCCUCAGUCUCUGC